Molecule: messenger RNA, 1927 nt
Organism: Neolamprologus brichardi
Lineage: Eukaryota; Metazoa; Chordata; Actinopteri; Cichliformes; Cichlidae
Source: RefSeq, a predicted model, not a curated record
AGUAUCGUUUGCCUCUCUCCUAUCGCGAUAAGUGUCAUGGCUUUUUUUGGAGCUACGUACCAGAAAAGCUAAACUCUGCAAGCUUUGAGAUAAGCUUCACACGAGAGACAUGAACGUACCUCUUACAAAAGGGGCGGUUGAAGCCCUCUGCAAAGGCUUAGAUGUGGACAAGCCCGUGCUGCAGCUGCUGAACAUCCGUCAGAUCAGUAAUGCCUCAAGCCCUCCCAGGUUCCGACUUAUGAUGAGUGAUGGCCAGCACUCUCUGACUUCUUGCCUGCUUGCUACCCAGUUAAACUAUUUAUCUGAAGAGAACCUCCUGGUACCAAACUGUGUGUGUUUGUUGAAAAAGACCAUCAACAACACUUUGGCUGAUGGCAGGCGUGUGGUUGUUGUUAUGGACAUGGAUAUAUUAAAGUCAGCAAAGGAAACUGGGGGGAAGAUUGGAAAUCCCACUCCUUAUAAUACAGAUGGUAAGACUUCAUCUCCACAAAAGGUGUCAUCAAGUACCCACUAUGUUCCAGAGUCCCCUCCGUCUGCUGCCAUGCCUGGACCCUCCUAUAGGAACUACAGCUCUCCCAGAGGCAGAGGAGGAAGUUUUACGGGAAAAACACCCAUGAAAGCUUCUCCCAUGAAGGCCUCAGCUAUGAAAGCAUCACCCAGUAAGGGCUUAACUAUGAAGGUUUCACCCAUGAAAGCUUCGCCCAUGAAGGCCAACAGCGCUUCUCCAGGUUCUUCAGCAAAAGUGAAUCCUAUUGCAAGCCUCAACCCCUACCAAAGCAAGUGGACUAUCAGAGCCAGAGUCACCAACAAGUCGAGCAUUCGCACGUGGAGUAACUCCAAAGGAGAGGGCAAGCUCUUCUCCUUUGAGAUAGUGGAUGAGAGUGGUGAAAUCAGGAUCACUGCUUUCAACAAGGAAGUGGACAAGUUUUUCUCUCUAGUGGAGCAAGGCAAGGUGUACUACAUCUCCAAGGCUACACUCAAGCCGGCCAACAAACAGUACACCACGCUGAAGAACGACUACGAGAUAACCCUCCACGCUCACUCAUCCAUCGUGCCAUGUGAUGACAAUCAGAGCAUCCCCACAGUGCACUGUGACUUUGUGCCCAUCGCAGAGCUGGAAAAUCGAGACAAAGAUGCUAUCAUAGAUGUGAUUGGAAUAUGUAAGAGUGCUGAGGAUGUAUCACGUAUCACCACUAAGAACAGCAGAGAAGUCUCCAAGAGGGCUCUCAGCAUAAUCGACGAAACAGGCAAAGUCGUGACAGUCACACUGUGGGGCGAAGAGGCAGAAAAUUUUGAUGGCUCUACACAGCCAGUGGUUGCCAUCAAAGGAGCUCGAUUGUCUGAUUUUGGGGGAAGAUCUCUCUCUGCAUUGUUCAGUUCAACAGUCAUGGUCAACCCAGAUAUACCACAGGCCUUUAGACUGAGAGCCUGGUAUGACCGGGAAGGCUUUGCAGUCAACAGCCAGUCGCUGACAGAGACCAGGUCAGCAGGCACAGGAUUAAACAUGAACUGGAAAACACUGAGCGACAUUAAGAAUGAAGACAUGGGCCAUGGAGAGAAGGCACAGUAUUUCAGCUGCGUGGCGACAGUGCUGUACAUUCGUAAGGAGAAUUGUCUGUACCAAGCUUGUCCAUCUGCAGACUGCAACAAGAAGGUCAUCGACCAGCAGAACGGGCUGUACCGCUGCGAAAAGUGUAACAAAGAGUUCCCCAACUUUAAAUACAGACUCUUACUUUCUGCCAACUUAGCUGACUUCGGGGAUAACCAGUGGGUGACGUGCUUCCAGGAGACAGCUGAGGCCCUGUUGGGUCACAGCGCAGAAACUGAUGAGAGUCGAGUGAAGGUAACUGUAAUGGAAGUCCAGCCGGUCGACCACAGAGAAUACAGCCGGAGACUCCUGCAAAACAUCUACAAAUUGGCUAGAUGA